AUGCUACCUCUUGGCCUAAAUUGCCUCUCACCGUCACAAACCGCUGGUCGACCGAUUGGCGGCGCGUACGAGAAGGCCUUGGAUCGCAUGAGCGACCAUAACAGGAACCCAUCUCGCUACCUCUAUUCACCUGGGGAGGAUAAGUUCAGUAAGCUAAUGUUUUUCCUCCACGCAAGCAAUCAGUCUUCGUUCGCUAGAUUCUACGCCGACAAAGACCAUACCCGAGUCACGGCUUCCUUCAUCUUCAAGGCGCAAGGCACGACCAGCAGUCGGUACAGUUCCGAGAAAGUGCUCGGAAAUUCCACACGUGAAGGGAUCGCGCAGCUCAGUCACCACCUGACAACGUUUAUCCUUCGUCGGAACCCGCGAGCCGUCCACCUUGACGCACGGCAAUCGAAUUCGCGAGAACCAAGACGGAAUGGACCCUAUCCAAGCCCGCAACACCUUCUCUACGAGUUCCGCUUCCAAGACAAACCGCGGUCGCAGGCUGCCCCGAAAGCCUCCCUCCGCAAGUCUGACACUUUUUCGCACGAUUUAAUUCUCAUCGGCAAGCUCGUAUCACUUGGAACAAUGCAAGGCAAGCUGCUCGGAAACCUCCCCCAUGCCGUCAGCAACGUAAACGCCGCCGAUACUAACAAUGCCCCGGCUUCCACCAACAACCGGACCAAGCGGAAGUCAGCCCCGACUUCUGCGAAGAAGCUGGCGGUUGACGAUAGCUACAACGACGGCGAUGACACCGUUGUUUAUGAGGACACCGGUGCUGAUGAGGACAAUGCUGGUGGGGAUGAGGACGCGGUCUACAAAUUUGAAUGUUCGCACAGGUACUGA
Neurospora tetrasperma FGSC 2508 is the source of this 828-nucleotide messenger RNA. RefSeq lists its product as uncharacterized. The record is from RefSeq and is a predicted model, not a curated record. The transcript is spliced from 2 exons. Bases 1 to 828 code for a protein of 275 amino acids. NCBI's taxonomy places the organism in Eukaryota, Fungi, Ascomycota, Sordariomycetes, Sordariales, Sordariaceae.